Molecule: messenger RNA, 1868 nt
Organism: Athene cunicularia (burrowing owl)
Lineage: Eukaryota; Metazoa; Chordata; Aves; Strigiformes; Strigidae
Gene: RTF2
Product: replication termination factor 2
Exons: 9
Coding region: 58-981 (307 amino acids)
Biological process (GO): mitotic DNA replication termination; site-specific DNA replication termination at RTS1 barrier
Cellular component (GO): nucleus
Source: RefSeq, a predicted model, not a curated record
CGGAAGUGUGACCCCUGCGGCGGAAGCGGGCGCGGAAGCAGCGCUGCCGGGAGCGAGAUGGGGUGCGAUGGCGGCACCAUCCCCAAGCGACACGAGCUGGUCAAGGGGCCCCGCAAAAUCGAGAAGGUUGACAAAAGUGCUGAGUUGGUGGCAAGAUGGUACUACUGUGCUCUGAGUCAAGAGAAGUUAUGUCGGCCAAUUGUAGCCUGUGAGCUAGGCAGGUUGUAUAACAAAGAUGCCAUCAUUGAAUUUUUGUUGGACAAAUCAUCUGAUAAAACUCCUAUGGAAGCUGCAUCACAUAUCAAGAGCAUUAAGAAUGUAACAGAACUAAACCUUGCAGAUAAUCCAGCUUGGAGUGGUGAUAAAGAGAGUAUAAAAGGGGACAAAUAUGAUGACCUUCAGUCUGCACGCUUUAUAUGCCCUGUGGUGGGAUUGGAAAUGAAUGGAAGACAUAGGUUUUGCUUCUUGAGAAACUGUGGCUGUGUGUUCUCUGAACGUGCUCUCAAGGAAAUUAAAUCAGAAGUUUGUCACAAGUGUGGUGUUCCCUUUCAAGAGGAAGAUGUGAUUAUCCUUAAUGGUAAUAAAGAAGAUGUGGAAGUAUUGAAGAAGAGGAUGGAGGAUAGAAGACUUAAAAGUAAAUUGGAAAAGAAAUCAAAGAAAUGUAAGCCAGCAGAAUCAGCUUCUCAGCAAGAUACCACUGAAGAUUCUCCAGGUCCAUCAAAUGCUAAGAAUGGAAAGGAUUGUAUCGAUUCCAGUUCGGGGGAAAAGAGGCAGAUUAUAUUCACCAAAAGUUCAGAUAAUGGAAAUUCAUCUGUACCAGGAAAAGUCAAAAAGGCUGCUUCUACUACUACGAAGAGAUCCAUUGCAGACAGCGAGGAGAAAUCUGAGGCAUACAAAUCUAUUUUUACAUCACACAGCUCAGCAAAACGUUCAAAGGAAGAGUGUUCCAAUUGGAUUACUCACACGGCAUACUAUUUCUGAAACGAUGAGCCUGAUUGUAACAUUCAUUACUGCUUUCCUUCCCUGAGGCUUUUUCUGUACAACUCUUGAUAUAGAACUUUUGUUGUAAUCUGAUGUUAUCUGAAAUUACUCAGUUUGUAAGUUGCUUAUAAACUUAUGAAUAACUAAUGAACUUGUGUUAGUUGCAGCUUCUGCUAAAUAGGAAAUAGAUCACCAGAAUCCACGUUGUAUCAGCAGACCUCAUUCUGAAAUGAUUGGUUAUUUGCACAAAAAAUUGUCUUCUCCCAGCGGGAUGCUGUCAGUCACACUAGCUAGUGUCCUCAAUAGUGGGAGUGAGGGUAGAAGGGUCUGCCUGCUCUCCCCUUGUAUUGAUACUUGCCACAACUGUAAUGAUAGGGUUUUAUGUAUUAGUACAGAAAUUCAAACUUUUGGAAACUUUUUGACAGUAAAAAGAGCAAUAAUGCUUUUGUUUUGUACUAGCUAACUGGGCCCUCAGUAGAACUAUGUUUCUUUAAAGGUUCUGUAGGUAUUUUCAAGUAAUUUACCUCGAUGGAAUAUUUGAAAGCAUAAUCACAAAAAUGUUUGUACAACAUUCUUGUACAUAUUGUUGUAGCCUGGUUUUAAUAACAGAGUAUUCACUUGUAAAUCAUUAUCUAUAAAGAUGACCCUAUAAUGUAAGGCUGUUUUUAACCAAAAGGGUUUUGGGGGUUUUCUUUGUGGGCGUGUGUGUUAAAGUUGGAGGUAUCAGGUCUGAGCUUGCUUUCUUCUGCUGGAGGAUCAGAAUAGAGUGGGACAAAAGUAUGACUUUUCUGCUGAAACAGAAGGUUCUGUGUACGUCUCUGAGGAGCAAUUUGCCAUUUUGAAUUCAGCAGCUUACAUGAAAAUACGAGCAUUUGCACAGGGUGAGA